Ectocarpus siliculosus is the source of this 1115-nucleotide messenger RNA. The record is from the annotation of a GenBank genome assembly. NCBI's taxonomy places the organism in Eukaryota, Phaeophyceae, Ectocarpales, Ectocarpaceae.
AUGAAGGCUCCUUUGGCAUUCACCGUCAACGUGAUACUCUCGGUGACGGCGACCAGCGCUGAUGAAUGCCACGAUAUUUGUGCGGACGUGAAAAAAAGCGUUGGUUUCAAGGCUGGAUGUAGCGAAUUCCGCAACUCGCUGCCGAGACCGAAGCCGAUCGCCUUCGCCGAAGGUGCCAUUGCCAGGCCAUCGCAGAUGGCUGACCUGAGUUAUCACGGAAAAGACACCCCUGUCCCAGAAGAAAAAGAGCACGGAGAGAUCCAGGUUCUCGAAAGUAAGGGCGGACUGCAAACAGAUGCUCAGGCCAUGGGUGAUGGACCCCCGCUCGCCGUCGGCGACAUUUACAAGGUUGAGGACGAACCGGACCUUGCGAGGGAUGCUGAUAGUGCGUUGAUUGCUCCAGACGGAGAAACUGACGCACAGCACGAACUGCCGGAAAUCAAAGAUGGAGAAAACAAAGGCGAAGACAACUACAUGUGGAUUGAACAUGAGGAGGAAAAUGUGCUGCUAUCACUUCCAAUCACGGUGGACAACGUUAUGAAGGAGCUCGUGAUCUUCGAAGGCGAUCAACCGCUGGACGUAGUGCUCGCGUUUUGUAGGGAUAAUAUGCCGGAAGAAGGCCCCGCCUGCGCAGAUGAACUCAUUCGUGUGGUACAAGACAAGAUUUCUACCGGGAAGGCACCGCAAGAGGAGUACAUUUAGAGUGCAUCCCAUAAAUGUAACUACUGUAGGAAGGCUAGUACGUCCAUAGCAUUCGUUUUCUCAUUUACGGGGACCACACGUUUCGGACACCUAGUAGCUCUUUUCAGGCGUUGGAAUUAGAAGCAUGGAGUGAACCCUGUAAGGGGGAUUGACCGUGAUGCCCAGAAAAACGGGUGCUAGUCUACAUUUGAAGCCAGGUAUCGUCUUGACACGCCGAAAAGCUCAAGAGGUCAACUCUUCAAGAAGAGGUUUUGUGCACGGUCCCUGGUACGGACUGUACGUAGACGAGAUGUAUUAUUUUCAACACUUUUCUAGGAAGCGGGGAAGGGCGUUGUUUCCAGUAGCCCCUCUCAAUCAGUCACUUUCAUUAUCGCCGCGCUCCUCACAAGGACGAACAACAUAUAUUUUCAAAC